CAUAUCUGUUAACCUUUAUACUUCACUCAAUUUGUUCGAUUUAACCCUAAAAAAAUGGGAUCAAUUUGGGCGAUUUUGGAGUUACUACUAAUCUCAGCUAUCGUUCUUGCAUUUGGAUUAGCUGCUGCCAUUGUAUUCGAAACAUUCAGAAGAAGAUUCAAUCAUACACAUGUGGAAGCUCCUCCCGUCUUUGAAGAUCCGAGUUCGUUUAAGCAGGUUCCUUGUCCUCAUAUAUUUGAUCCUGCUGAGAAGUACAUAUCCUUGGUCGUACCUGCAUACAAUGAAGAGCACAGGCUUCCUGGAGCCCUUGAUGAAACUUUGAAUUAUCUUCAACGACGUGCAGCCAAUGACAGCACAUUUACAUAUGAGGUUAUUAUUGUUGAUGACGGGAGUGCUGAUGGAACAAAAAGAGUGGCUUUUGAAUUUGUGAAGAGACACUCUGUAGACAACGUGCGAGUCAUCCUUCUCGGGAAGAACCAUGGGAAAGGGGAAGCUAUAAGGAAAGGAAUGCUUCACUCACGUGGUGAACUGCUUUUAAUGCUUGAUGCUGAUGGGGCAACCAGAAUAGGUGAUAUGGAAAAGCUUGAAAACCAGAUUCAUGCAGUUGCUAAAAAGGGACAACAAUCUGAAGAGUCUGCUGUUAGAGAUUCAACUAUAAGAAUAUCAGAUGUACCCGCAGCUGCAUUUGGUUCUCGUGCUCACCUUGAGGAGAAGGCUCUAGCAACAAGAAAAUGGUAUCGCAAUUUCCUGAUGAAAGGUUUCCAUAUUGUGGUUCUCUUGGCCGCUGGUAGUGGAAUUCGUGACACUCAGUGUGGAUUCAAGAUGUUUACCAGAUCUGCUGCCAGGAGACUUUUUCUAAAUAUCCGUUUGAAAAGGUGGUGUUUUGAUGUCGAACUAGUCUACCUAUGCAAAUGGUUUCGGGUUCCAAUGAAUGAAAUAUCCGUUAACUGGACAGAAAUACCAGGAUCAAAAGUCAAUCUGUUAAGCAUCCCAAACAUGUUGUGGGAGAUGGCGAUCAUGUCUUUGGGUUAUAGAACUGGCAUCUGGAAAAUCUACAGCUGAGUUUUGCAGCUCGUACGUUGUACUUGGAACUCGCUCUUAACACAUGUAAUGCUUCGCGACCUGACCUACUUGGUCCGGGACAUUUAACCUAUUCUUGCACUACCACACCUUACGCGCUGCCAGUUGAUCGAACUGGUAGUAGCUGAGUUUCUUUGAAUGAACAUGGUUAUUGAUUUGUUCCUUGGAUGUAAUUUUAUAACAAGGUUAACGUUUUUUUCUUUUUACUUGACAAAUCUAUCUAUAUGCAUUAGUCUGAAAUGACAUCUUUUCUUACUUCUUACCAUAUAGUUUAAAUAAUCUUUUGAAAUUGGUUUUAUUUGAUUUUCGAAAAGGAACUUGACAAAUUAAAUAACA
Molecule: messenger RNA, 1416 nt
Organism: Solanum dulcamara
Lineage: Eukaryota; Viridiplantae; Streptophyta; Magnoliopsida; Solanales; Solanaceae
Exons: 10
Coding region: 55-1062 (335 amino acids)
Cellular component (GO): endoplasmic reticulum membrane
Source: RefSeq, a predicted model, not a curated record